This is a messenger RNA of Hyaloscypha bicolor E, 663 nucleotides long. RefSeq lists its product as uncharacterized. Bases 1 to 663 code for a protein of 220 amino acids. The transcript has a single exon. NCBI's taxonomy places the organism in Eukaryota, Fungi, Ascomycota, Leotiomycetes, Helotiales, Hyaloscyphaceae. The record is from RefSeq and is a predicted model, not a curated record.
AUGUCCCAGAAUACUAACGGACAAUGGAACCAAGGCGGAUCCUCCACGCCAACCCAGAAUACCAACGGAGAAUGGCAUCAAACCUCAAACGAAUCGACUCCCUCCCUCUCCUCUUCAAGCAGGACAGCUUCCGAGCCCUCUGGACGAGACAGCCAACCCGAGUCUGCUCCCCUACCCUUUCCAAUUCCUCAAGAUGCCACAAAUGAAGGUUCCACCAGUUCGCGUUCCACCACACCCUCCACGAACAAUGGAAAUGGCAACGCAAGAGACGACAGAACUAGAGCUGGCAGUCAAGCAUCGAGCGACAGUCACGCGUGGCCAAAUCAAAUAAAUGGUAGCGGCAACGGAAACAGCAUGGGGCCAUCCACUGCGACGACCUCAAGAGAAAGUUCUCCGGCUCCGACCACUAUCAGCGAGGACAGCCAGCCACUGCCCUUCCGGCGAAGCACGGCUCCGAGUCCGUCGAGCCAGGGAACGACUAGGGAAGGUACACCUGCAGCUGAUGGUCAAGGUCAGGCGCAAGACCUUGAAAGGGUUGCGGAAGAGGAAAAUGGGGAUGGUGGAGAGGAGGAGGGCGACCCUGCUGAAGAUCUUCUAGAUGACAUGAUUGAGGUUGCUGAGCGAGGUGAGGGUGGAGAUGGCGGUGAUGGAAAUAGACAAUGA